CACCUGAUGGACGGAGUGGAUUUUACAUAUACAAAAUGGUUGAGUGGAUUUUGCAUGGUGGACCCUACAAUUUGGGCGUAAAAUAGGUGUCAUGACACCUCUCUGUGCUUGGAAUAGGAUCCUCUUCCAAAAUGCUGUUAGCCAACUUCUCUCCCUUUGCUAAGAUUCCGAACGCCAUUUCUCCGCUCCCAAACCAGAUCCCAAAGGCUGGCCAAGUUACUGAAAGAAGACUCGCUACACCGAGAACAUCAGGAAGCUGCAGUUUCAUACCUCAAGCGGUUUCCAAGGAUGGCAGUGUUCCUCUUGAGUUUGAUGUGGGAUUUCCAAGUGAUUACUCUGAGCUUCUUGAACAAGUACGCCAUUUCUCACAAUCUCUGAAAUUUGAAUUGUACUUGUUGGCAAAAGCAGCAACUGAAUUGGCCCUGAAGGACGAAAAGCAGUUGUUGGAGAUUGAAUUUCCAACAGCUGGGCUUGAGUCUGUACCAGGGGAUGGUGAGGGAGGAAUAGAAAUGACAGGAAGCAUGCAGUUGAUUCGAGAAUUUUGCGACCGCUUUAUAAUUCCAGAGAAGGCAACAAGGACCAGAAUAUUUUUCCCAGAGGCCAAUGAAGUUGAAUUUGCAAGGAAAUCUGCAUUUGGAGGAGCUUCAUUCAAGCUAGAUUAUCUGACGAAACCAUCACUAUUUGAAGAUUUUGGUUUUGUCUCUAAGGUCAAAAUGGCAGACCGUGUGAAGCCGGAUGAUGAAAUGUUCCUGGUCGCCUAUCCCUAUUUCAAUGUCAAUGAGAUGCUUGUGGUGGAAGAGCUUUACAAAGAAGCAGUAGUGAGCACUGAUCGGAAAUUGAUUAUAUUUAAUGGAGAACUCGAUCGUAUACGAAGUGGAUAUUAUCCACCAUUCUUCUAUCCAAAGCUCGGAGCACUUUCCAAGACCUUCCUGCCCAAGCUGGAGACUGUGUAUUACAUUCACAAUUUUAAAGGGAGGAACGGAGGAACACUUUUCAGGUCCUAUCCAGGCCCUUGGAAGGUCAUGAGAAAAAUAAAAGGUAAAUAUAUCUGUUUGCAUCAGCAGGAGAUGAUGCCAUCCCUCAAGGAAGUUGCAUUAGACAUUCUUCCAUCUGCUUGAAUAUAGAAGUUUUAAGCCAUGACAGUGUCAUGUCUUGGUCGGUAUCCUCAAAGUUGAACUUAUUGUUGCAUUUCUAUGCAUGUUUCAACUGCAUCAGAUUUCUCAAGGGAGUUCCAAAGAAAUUAUUUCAGGUUCUUCAUCUACAUAUUGACAACUGCGUGUUGCUUGCUACUAUCAGUCGCUAAAGAUAUUCAGAAAUUGGUAACCUUCAACCUUUUAUUUAAUUUAAGUAUGCACAUUGAUAUUCAGUUCUUUUCUUUUUCUAUGUAUGUCUGUGUCUGUUAUAUCUCUCCGAACUCUAAUGUUCGCAGCAAGAUGUGUAAUUUUUGCACUAAGUUCUGGCUCUUCUUUGCUUCUCAUAUCUUCCAUGGAUGGGACACUCGGCAUUCUUUCUCCUAUGUCAUUUUGUGGAAGACUUCAUCAGUUUCUUAUCUUGUCUUAGGAUCUGAGAUUGGAUUCUAUUUGGAGAUUGAGGCUUUAUUUUCACCCUGCUCCAUGGAAUUAUGCCUUUCUGAUCUGCAAAGUCAUUUUCCUUUAAGGUGCAUCUGAUUGCACCAAAUAUCAUGAAACUUCAUGAUAUUGGUGCAACCAAAUGCACCCUUAAAAUAUUCUAUUUAUUUUUGGCUCUGGUAGGAGAUUUCUUUUGGGUGGAUGUGUUUUGGUGCCUCCUUAGUAAAGAGAACCUUCCACAAGGCAUUGCUCCAGCUUUUGAAGCUUUUCUUGCUAUUAUGAUUCUUCCAUCAAAAUCAUGACCAGCAACUGCUACCAUGAUUCCAUCAACACCACCUCUGAUUCCAUUAAAUACUACUCAACUGUGAUCUUAAAUCUCAAUAUUCUGAUUUUCAACAGAAAUAAUUGCUAUAUUUUGUAAGCAUGAGUACUUGUCUUAAAUUCUUUUUUAUGCGGACACUUCUUAGGUGCUCUCAACUUCUUAUUUUCGUAAAUCAUGGUUUUCCUGCUCCUAUGGCUGGAUCGUCCCACUUCCUAUUGCCAGACCCUUGUACUCUCCUAUGGAACUUGUAAAAGAUCCAAUUCAACUUUUGUUUCAGUUGCUGUUCUUAUAGCACUAAGUAUGUUAGUUUCCUCCUUAAAAGAUUUGCUCUUGCGCUCGUAUAUAUUUCUUUUCUCCAAGAUGUGUAUGUAAAAAGAAGAUAGAGUGACACUUGGAAUCUUCCCUUUUUCGGAUUUAUAGUUUCUUCUGUACUUUGAAUGGGAAUUUCCACGUUGCAUGUUC
Magnolia sinica is the source of this 2352-nucleotide messenger RNA. RefSeq names its product protein LPA3. Bases 132 to 1118 code for a protein of 328 amino acids. The transcript is spliced from 12 exons. The record is from RefSeq and is a predicted model, not a curated record. NCBI's taxonomy places the organism in Eukaryota, Viridiplantae, Streptophyta, Magnoliopsida, Magnoliales, Magnoliaceae.